Dentiscutata heterogama is the source of this 399-nucleotide messenger RNA. The record is from the annotation of a GenBank genome assembly. Lineage: Eukaryota; Fungi; Glomeromycota; Glomeromycetes; Diversisporales; Gigasporaceae.
AUGAAUAGUGGUACUCUCCCGGGCCCAGUAAACACUACGACCGCAAUAGCCGCCACUACCACCACCUCUCAAUCAGUUGCGACUGCAAUAGCCACCACCAUCUGUCCAGUGAUGGCGAUGGUUACUACUACUGCGAUUGCAAUAUCCACUACCACAGAUCGAGCGCGUGCGCUAGCAGCGUGCGAUUUAUGCAAUCGACUGAAAAAGAAAUGUGACAAAAAUGAUGAUGAGCCAUGCAUAGAAUGUAAAAAAAGAAGUACACAUUGCACUUUUAACAGACCCAAGAACGAAAGAAAAAGUGGCUCUCCUCGAAGAUCCAGAAAAUCUUUAACAAAAACGAGAAAAAGUAAGUAUAAUCAAAACACUCAACAAAAACAUAUCCCUUACACCGUCUUACGG